Molecule: messenger RNA, 1512 nt
Organism: Pistacia vera
Lineage: Eukaryota; Viridiplantae; Streptophyta; Magnoliopsida; Sapindales; Anacardiaceae
Exons: 10
Coding region: 1-1512 (503 amino acids)
Biological process (GO): regulation of DNA-templated transcription
Molecular function (GO): protein binding
Source: RefSeq, a predicted model, not a curated record
AUGGAAAAGUCGGGAAGUGUGGACGAUGUAAUUGAUGCCAAACCUUGGCAGAUGAGCAAAACACUUGUGCUUGUUAUACUUCAAUUUCUGGAAAAAGAAAAAUUCGAGGAGUCUGCUCACAAGCUUGAGCAAGAAUCAGGGAUUUAUUUCAACAUGAAGUACUUCGACGAGAAAGUUCAAUCCGGAGAAUGGGACGCAAUUGAGAAAUACUUGUCAGGAUUUACCAAAGUUGAUGAUAACCAAUAUUCUAUGAAGAUUUUCUUUGAAAUUAGGAAGCAGAAGUAUCUUGAGGCACUUGAUAGGCAAGACAAGGCAAAGGCUAAAAUAUUGGGGACUGAUUUAGAAGUGUUCUCUACAUUUAAUGAGGAACUGUAUAAAGAAGUUACACAGUUUUUCAGUUUGAGGGAAAAUGAGCGGCUGCCCAAGCAUGGUGACACGAAGACAGCUCGUAGCAUAAUGUUGAUAGAGCUCAAAAAACUGAUCGAGGCAAACCCACUUUUCCUCAAUAAGCUUACCUUUCCUUCCAUGAAGUCAUCAAGAUUGUGGGCUCUGAUUAAGCAUGGUUUGAAGUGGGAGCUCCGGUUCGGCAAGAACCCAAGGCUAAACCCUGACGUUAAGAAACUGUUUACUGACCAUCUAUAUACAACUCCAUUUGGUCCUCUUGCACCUACACCUCUCAUUCAUCCUGUUGCAGCAGUUGCAAAGCCAGCUUCUUAUACGUCACUUGGAGCGCACGAUGGUGGAGUUGAUCCUGCUAGUAGAAGCAUGGAAAAGUCAGGAAGUGUGGAUGAUGUAAUUGAUGCCAAACCUUGGCAGAUGAGCAAAACACUUGUGCUUGUUAUACUUCAAUUUCUGGAAGAAGAGAAAUUCGAGGAGUCUGCUCACAAGCUUGAGCAAGAAUCAGGGAUUUAUUUCAACAUGAAGUAUUUCGACGAGAAAGUUCAAUCCGGAGAAUGGGAUGAAGCUGAGAAAUACUUGUCAGGAUUUACCAAAGUUGAUGAUAACCAAUAUUCUGUGAAGAUUUUCUUUGAAAUUAGGAAGCAGAAGUAUCUUGAAGCACUUUAUAGGCAAGAUAAGGCAAAGGCGGCUGAAAUAUUAGGGACUGAUUUAGAAAUGUUCUCAACAUUUGAUGAGGAACUGUAUAAAGAAAUCUCACAGUUUUUCAGUUUGAGGGAAAAUGAGCAGCUGCCCAAGUAUGGUGACACCAAGACAGCUCGUAGUAUAACGUUGAUAGAGCUCAAAAAACUGAUAGAAGCAAACCCACUUUUCCUCAAUAAGCUUACCUUUCCUCCCUUGAAGUCAUCAAGAUUGUGGGCUCUGUUUAAGCAUGGUUUGAAGUGGGAGCUCCAGUUCAGCAAGGACCCAAGGCUAGAUCCUGACGUUAAGAAACUGUUCACAGACCAUCCAUGUAUACCUCCUUUUGGUCCUCUUGCCCCUGCACCGCUCAAUCAUCCUGUUGCAGCAGUUGGAAAGCCAGCUUCUUAUACGUCACUUGAAGCACACGGUGUAUGA